Zychaea mexicana is the source of this 1395-nucleotide messenger RNA. Its product is annotated as PQ loop repeat-domain-containing protein. The transcript is spliced from 4 exons. The record is from RefSeq and is a predicted model, not a curated record. The coding region runs from base 110 to 1165 and encodes 351 amino acids. NCBI's taxonomy places the organism in Eukaryota, Fungi, Mucoromycota, Mucoromycetes, Mucorales, Lichtheimiaceae.
ACGCAGGAUUUCUUUUAGUUUUUCCUUCUUCCCGUUUGUCUUUUCUUGUACACACACACACACUCUCUCUCUUUUUCUUCAUUCUAUCGUUUCCGCAGACAAUAAAAUCAUGACUCAAUGCGUUCCUGCGGAAGGAUACAUAUACUGGAUAAAUUUGAUCUUCGGCGACUGCGUAUAUAGCACACAAGAGGCCAUCAGUGUACUGCUCGGCUAUCUUUCCAUCGUUUGUUGGCUGAAUGCACAGCUCCCCCAAGUGAUAGAAAACUAUAAGAUUGCCUCCGUUGACUCGCUGAGCAUCAACUUUUUAACCAUCUGGUUAGCAGGCGACGCGGCUAAUCUUAUUGGAUGCAUCUUGACUCAUCAGCUGCCUUUUCAACGCUAUCUUGGAAUAUACUUUGUAUUUAUCGACGUUGCCUUGCUGGUCCAAUGGAUCUACUACACCCACAAGAACAACAAGCGAAGCCGAUCGAGAAAUAGAAAAAACACAACCGAUGACCCACUGUCACGCGUAUUUCAACACCCGUCGGCCCGUACGCCGCUUUUGAUUGACGGCAAAUCACUCGAGGACGAACUUGCGCCGUGCUCUGCAUCGUCAUCGCCAAGCAAGUGGUACACAUUAAACGAUACUGCUAACAGUAGCGACACAACGCUGACGAACAGCAACAGGACCAAAACGUUGAUGGUCAUCAUGUUGCUUGGCUUCCGCUUGACAACCAGCAGUAGUGGCAGUAGUAACUUGGUAACAACAACACUUACAGCAGCAGCAGCAGCAGCAGCAGCAGAUAGCAAUGACGGCGUACUUGCAGUCCAGGACAAUGCACUCGUGAUUGGCCGUAUCUUUGCCUGGGUCUGCACUACGCUCUAUCUUUUGUCACGCAUCCCUCAAAUCCACAAAAACUUUAAGCGCAAGUCCAUCGACGGACUGUCGCCGACUCUGUUUAUCUGUGCUGCAUGCGGCAAUCUCACGUACACAGCGAGUAUCUUGAGCAACCCGAACCAGACGAGCGAGUCGCUUGUGGAAGCGAUACCGUAUCUGAUCGGCAGUGCAGGCACGCUCUGUUUUGACUUUACCAUCUUUUGCCAGUUCUUAUGGUACUGGAGACGCGGCAACAAUAAGCGUCAUCAUCAUCAUCAUCUUCACAGCAAUCAUGUUACUACAGUCUAAACCUCACAUGGCUAUUUUUUCCUUAAAGAGCCUUAAAGAUACCUAUCUCGACUCCAUGCUAUUUCCGCUUUUCACCGCAAAUAUCACCCCCUACUCUGUAUACACUUCCUUGCAAACAAACCUUGUACAUAGAUAGUUCAUCAUCAUCAUCAUCAUCAUCUCUCUCUCUCUCUCUCUCUCUCUCUGCGCCCUUACACACAAGACUUCUAUAUAAUCAUAGCAAACCUCUU